This is a messenger RNA of Budorcas taxicolor (takin), 2999 nucleotides long. It is a transcript of the gene FXR1, whose product is annotated as FMR1 autosomal homolog 1. NCBI's taxonomy places the organism in Eukaryota, Metazoa, Chordata, Mammalia, Artiodactyla, Bovidae. The record is from RefSeq and is a predicted model, not a curated record. Gene Ontology annotation, biological process: positive regulation of translation; regulation of translation at postsynapse, modulating synaptic transmission; regulation of dendrite morphogenesis. Gene Ontology annotation, molecular function: protein homodimerization activity; mRNA 3'-UTR binding; translation regulator activity. Bases 84 to 2117 code for a protein of 677 amino acids. The transcript has 17 exons. Gene Ontology annotation, cellular component: growth cone; dendritic filopodium; neuronal cell body.
GCCUCCUUCACGCCCCUCCCCCCUCCUCCCCUCUGGUUGGAAAGUUUCUAGAAUCUCUUCCCAGCGGCCUUUGCGGUUCCAACAUGGCGGAGCUGACGGUGGAGGUUCGCGGCUCCAACGGGGCUUUCUACAAGGGAUUUAUCAAAGAUGUUCAUGAAGACUCCCUUACAGUUGUUUUUGAGAACAAUUGGCAGCCAGAACGCCAGGUUCCAUUCAAUGAAGUUAGAUUACCACCACCACCUGAUAUAAAAAAAGAAAUUAGUGAAGGAGAUGAAGUAGAGGUAUAUUCAAGAGCAAAUGAUCAAGAACCAUGUGGAUGGUGGUUGGCUAAAGUUCGAAUGAUGAAAGGAGAAUUUUAUGUCAUUGAAUAUGCUGCUUGUGAUGCCACUUACAAUGAAAUAGUCACAUUUGAACGACUUCGGCCUGUCAAUCAAAAUAAAACUGUCAAAAAAAAUACCUUCUUUAAAUGCACAGUGGAUGUUCCUGAGGAUUUGAGAGAGGCGUGUGCUAAUGAAAAUGCACAUAAAGAUUUUAAGAAAGCAGUAGGAGCAUGCAGAAUUUUUUACCAUCCAGAAACAACACAGCUAAUGAUACUGUCUGCCAGUGAAGCAACUGUGAAGAGAGUAAAUAUUUUGAGUGACAUGCAUUUGCGAAGUAUUCGUACAAAAUUGAUGCUUAUGUCCAGAAAUGAAGAGGCCACUAAGCAUUUAGAAUGCACAAAGCAACUUGCAGCGGCUUUUCAUGAGGAAUUUGUUGUGAGAGAAGAUUUGAUGGGCCUGGCGAUAGGAACACAUGGUAGUAAUAUACAGCAAGCUAGAAAGGUUCCUGGAGUUACAGCUAUUGAGCUAGAUGAAGAUACUGGAACAUUUAGAAUCUACGGAGAGAGUGCUGAUGCUGUAAAAAAGGCUAGAGGUUUCUUGGAAUUUGUGGAGGAUUUUAUUCAGGUUCCUAGGAAUCUUGUUGGAAAAGUAAUUGGGAAAAAUGGCAAAGUUAUUCAAGAAAUAGUAGACAAAUCUGGUGUGGUUCGGGUGAGAAUUGAAGGAGACAAUGAAAAUAAACUACCUAGAGAAGAUGGAAUGGUUCCAUUUGUAUUUGUUGGCACUAAAGAAAGCAUUGGAAAUGUGCAAGUGCUUUUAGAGUAUCAUAUUGCUUAUCUAAAGGAAGUAGAACAGCUAAGAAUGGAACGACUACAGAUUGAUGAACAGCUUCGACAGAUUGGUAUGGGUUUCAGACCUUCUUCCACCAGAGGGCCUGAAAAAGAGAAAGGAUAUGCCACUGAUGAAAGUACCGUCUCUUCUGUACAAGGUUCUAGGUCUUAUAGUGGAAGAGGCAGAGGUCGUCGGGGCCCUAAUUACACCUCCGGUUAUGGUACAAACUCUGAGCUGUCUAACCCAUCUGAAACUGAAUCUGAGCGUAAAGAUGAGCUGAGUGAUUGGUCACUGGCGGGAGAAGAUGACCGAGAGAGUCGGCAUCAGCGUGACAGCAGGAGACGCCCAGGAGGAAGAGGCAGAAGUGUUUCAGGGGGUCGAGGUCGUGGUGGACCACGUGGUGGCAAAUCUUCCAUCAGUUCUGUGCUCAAAGAUCCAGACAGCAAUCCAUACAGCUUACUUGAUAAUACAGAAUCAGAUCAGACUGCAGACACUGAUGCCAGCGAAUCUCAUCACAGUACUAACCGUCGUAGGCGGUCUCGUAGACGAAGGACUGAUGAAGAUGCUGUUCUGAUGGAUGGGAUGACUGAAUCCGAUACAGCUUCAGUUAAUGAAAAUGGGCUAGAUGAUAGUGAAAAAAAACCCCAGCGACGCAAUCGUAGCCGCAGGCGUCGUUUCAGGGGUCAGGCAGAAGAUAGACAGCCAGUCACAGUUGCAGAUUAUAUUUCUAGAGCUGAGUCUCAGAGCAGACAAAGAAACCUCCCAAGGGAAACUUUGGCUAAAAACAAGAAAGAAAUGGCAAAAGAUGUGAUUGAAGAGCAUGGUCCUUCAGAAAAGGCAAUAAAUGGCCCAACUAGUGCUUCUGGCGAUGAAAUUUCUAAGCUACAGCGUACUCCAGGAGAAGAAAAGAUUAAUACCUUAAAAGAAGAAAAUACUCAAGACGCAGCAGUCCUGAAUGGUGUUUCAUAAACUGAAGAAGUUCCUAGUUUACAGUUCUUUACAUUACAUUUUACAAUAGUGCUUGUACAAGCUUGCCAAAGAUAGAAUAUGGAUCGCCAGUCUUUCCAUCGCACUUUCAGUUCCUCCAUUUGGAAUUCAGAAAGGGGAGGGAUCCUGAAGAAAUCAUAUGUUAAACAUACUUUGACACCUACUGUGUUAUAUAUCAUCAGAUGUGCCUUGAGAAUAGUAUAUGUAACAUUAAAAAAAGUUGCUGGCUAUAGGAAAUGUUAUUUUGUUUUCAAAAUAUGGCAGAGAUGGGGGGGAGGUGGGUGGGGUGGGAUCCCUAACCUAAUAUUCUUUAUGAAAGCAUUAGCUGCUUUUGUUACAUUUUUAAUAAUAUGCAACCACUUCUUCACCUGAGGAAAACUAGAAUGAAAUGCAGUCUAAGAUAUUUUGCACUGAAUUGUAAUUUCUUCAUUAGUUUUAGUCUGGAAACUGGUCUGUUUUAAUGUGUUUUUAAAAUGCUGUAUUGUAGAGGAAAAUCUGCAGACCACUGGAAUACAUUUGUUAAACACUCAUCUGCAGGGACACUGGGUGUUAUUGGCAGUGACUGUUCUACAUUGAGGCUUUGUUUGGUUUAUUUAUUAAAGUGUACAGUAUUUAAAAAAUCAAACAUAGCUUUAGUUAAAACACUAAGCUGAAUUAGUCAUGUCCAUUCAGACAUAACCUGAACUACUGAAAAGAUCAAUUUCCAGAAGGUUUAUUCUGUAUAAACUACAUGUUAGCCUUCAGUAGAGUAUCUUUUCUUUUUCCUCCCUUUUUUUUCCUUUUUUUUUUUUUCUUUUUGGUUUUGAUUGUUUGAUGUGCAAUAUGUUUUUGUAUGCAGGUAGUAAAUAAACUUUUGAUCUUCCA